AUGGCCCACGAGAACGUUUGGUACUCCCGUCCCCGCACCUACGGAAAGGGAAGCAGGCAAUGCCGCGUCUGUGCCCACAAGGCCGGUCUCAUCCGCAAGUACGGACUCAACGUCUGCCGUCAGUGCUUCCGUGAGAAGUCAACCGACAUCGGUUUCAUCAAGUACAGGUAA
Tricharina praecox is the source of this 171-nucleotide messenger RNA. Its product is annotated as putative 40S ribosomal protein S29. NCBI's taxonomy places the organism in Eukaryota, Fungi, Ascomycota, Pezizomycetes, Pezizales, Pyronemataceae. Gene Ontology annotation, biological process: translation. Gene Ontology annotation, cellular component: ribosome; cytosolic small ribosomal subunit. Bases 1 to 171 code for a protein of 56 amino acids. The record is from RefSeq and is a predicted model, not a curated record. Gene Ontology annotation, molecular function: zinc ion binding; structural constituent of ribosome. The transcript has 3 exons.